AUGUUCGUCAAACGAUCUCACAGCAAUGCCGAAAGUUUCUCAAAGUAUCGGGCCGGCAAGUCUUCAAGUCGGUCGAAGAGAUCGUUCAAAGAUCCCUCUGUUAGCACCUCGAGAAGGUCAGAGCCUUCCCGCCAUGCAGACUCCUCCCCGGUUGCAGAUAACCUCAAUUCUGCCAUCGUCACCAUCUGUGUCGGUCCCGAUCAGCGUCUCUUUGCUGCCCAUGAAGAUAUCCUUUGUGUAUCACCCUACUUCUCUGCUUGUUGCCGUGGCCAGUUCUUCGAAUCCCAUACCAAACGCAUAACUCUACCAAAUGAACAACCAGAAAUACUCUCGUCUAUCCUCGAGUACCUUUACAAGGGAGACUAUUACCCCCGCUUGAUGCAUAACAAACGUCGAGAUACUUGGCUGUUGGAAGAUACUGAUACUACGGGCUCAAGACCUUCUGCUGAAUCUACCAUUGUCAACCAAGCCGACGGUAGUUUGAUAUUGAAAGAUACGGCCAUAUACUGUGCUGCGGAACGAUAUGGGCUAGACGAACUGAAGAGGUUGUCUCUGCGGAAGCAAGGUCUCCAGACAGCUAUACAAUGCAGCACUAUCCUCUCUAGUGCCCGUUACGCCUAUGCAAAUACCCCUGACAGCGACUCGAAGCUUAGAGCACAUUAUCUUGCUUUGAUCAUCCGCUCGCGGUCAACUUUCAAGCGUAGCGGCACCAUGCAACUAGAGAUGGAAGAGGGAGGGAAACUAUUCUUUGACCUCUUCGUCGCCAUGUGCAAUCAUAUGGACGACCUUUCAAAUGCCUCGAAGUCGCCCUUCUCUCGUUAG
This is a messenger RNA of Nannizzia gypsea CBS 118893, 822 nucleotides long. RefSeq lists its product as hypothetical. Lineage: Eukaryota; Fungi; Ascomycota; Eurotiomycetes; Onygenales; Arthrodermataceae. Gene Ontology annotation, molecular function: protein binding. The coding region runs from base 1 to 822 and encodes 273 amino acids. The record is from RefSeq and is a predicted model, not a curated record. The transcript has 4 exons.